This is a messenger RNA of Cooperia oncophora, 276 nucleotides long. The record is from the annotation of a GenBank genome assembly. NCBI's taxonomy places the organism in Eukaryota, Metazoa, Nematoda, Chromadorea, Rhabditida, Trichostrongylidae.
AUGGAACGUAAAGACGACAGGAAUCGACCGCGUAGCAGGGAUCAGACGGAGGAAGACGGUGCACAACGUGAUCGGAACAGACACGCAAGAGAUCGCAGCAAACGAAGAGAGAGGCGCACAGAGGACAGUCGAGACGAUGAGUCACGCGAGAGCAAAAGGCGACGCGACGGAGAAGCUGACAAGAGGCAGGGAAGACAGCGAGCGGACACUGACCACACCUCACCCGAACAUGUCCCGUCCGACUGCACUACAGCUGACCACAGCGAGAGCUGUUAA